This is a messenger RNA of Ostrea edulis (European flat oyster), 1421 nucleotides long. RefSeq lists its product as uncharacterized. The coding region runs from base 1104 to 1409 and encodes 101 amino acids. NCBI's taxonomy places the organism in Eukaryota, Metazoa, Mollusca, Bivalvia, Ostreida, Ostreidae. The record is from RefSeq and is a predicted model, not a curated record. The transcript is spliced from 3 exons.
UCUCUCUCGGGUAUACGUUUUAGAAUAAAUUCUGCUUCGUAUGAAUAUAAAAACAUGUCAGCUAACAAAGAAGCACAAUUUGUGCCCAUUGGAAUUCCAACAGACUGUUGGAAGACCUUAUCACCAAAGAUCAAGAAGACAUUGUUAAUGAGGAACUCUAGCAUAUUUUUUUUUAUUUCAACUUCAGAGUGGUAUUUAACAAAGUAAGUUUUAGGAUGACUGAUUACCAGAUAUAAAUAUUUCUUUUUUUCAUUUUUGCUGAAGAUUCAUUGAUUGAUUUUUUCCGCCACACUCAACAAUUUUUCAGUUAUGUGGUGGCGCCCAGUUUUUAUUGUUGGAAGAGAGUACCCAGAUACAAUGUACCUGGGAAGAGACCACCGACCUUCCGAAGGUAAACUGGGAAACUUUCUCACUUACCGGCGCGAGCGGGAUUCGAACCUACGCCGACAGAGGUGAGAGGCCGUGUGAUUUUGAGCGUGAUGCUCUAACCACUAUGCCACGGAGACCCCUUAGAAGCAACUGUCUAUGAUGCCAAAAAGUCUAGUCUUCAAUUUAUCGUAAGGAAUGGUCGUGUAUAGUGUGAAAAAAGUCAUAAGUUUUGAUGUUAUUGAUUUGGGGGAAGUUUUGCGAUUUCAAGUUUACUAAAAGUUCUUUAGAAUAUUUUAGAAUCCGCAUUUGAUUAACACCACUUCUGGCAUAUGUAGUCGCACAGUAAGUUUGAAGCUUCUCCUUCACAGCUGUUAAUAUUUUCGUGAGGAGCAAAGAUAGGGGCUUAGUAGAGCACUUACUGGAUCCAGCAAUGUUCAUUAAGAAAAUAUACAGUGCUAGUUUUUGCAAAAUAUGGUGGGCAAAUCAGGCACUGCGAUAAGUUUGAAAACCUAGUGCAGAAAUGCAAAUAGAAGACAAAACCUGUUAAUGGCGAAUCAAUAAUAUGCGUAUAACAUAGUAUUGCUUCUUUUUCAUUAACUGAGACUAGCUGUCUUUUAUGUAUUUAAGCAUGUGACAUAGGAACAUAUUGAAUAAACUGUUCCAAGAAUUGUUCUCAGAACUGCAUAGGCUUUUGUGAUAAUGUUGGCGGAUCCUGCACUUGUUCCUCUGGGUCCAUGGAGUCCCCUGGCUGUAAUGAAAAGGCAUCUAUUGUCAAUGAUGAUGAGUAUAGUACCCCGGAUGCAUACAUCGCAGCCUUGUCUAUCUCACUGGUUAUCAACUUUAGCCUGGUCGUUGUCAUUGUUAUAUUAUUAAGGCUACUCUAUAACAGAAAACAAGAGAAGCGUUCCCCUGAUUAUAUCUCUAGUUCCGAAAUAUCACCGCCAUCACAGGUCAGCAAUAACGAUAUACACCAGUAUCAGGAACUCAACAUGCCCAAUGAUAGUUCAUACCAAAAUCUGUCAUUAAGAGAUCGUUUAUAAAAUGUAUUUUGA